AUGAAGCUGGUAACUGUGUUUCUGCUGGUGACCAUCAGCAUUUGCAGUUACUCUGCUACCGCCUUCCUCAUCGACAGUUUGCCAGGUGCUAUCAAUGAAGCCUUACCUUUACCUGUGGACAAUAUUCUCCCCUUUAUGGAUCCAUUAAAGCUUCUUCUGAAAACUCUGGGCAUUUCUGUUGAGCACCUUGUGGAAGGGCUAAGAAAGUGUGUGAAUGAGCUGGGACCAGAGGCCUCUGAGGCAGUGAAGAAACUGCUGGAGGCGCUGUCGCAUUUGGUGUGAUGUCAGCACAAAACAGCAGUGGAGGGGAAGGGGAAUGGUGCUCUCCUCCUCUGGGCUAGAACUCAUUCCAUCCUAAGAUGUAAUGACCCCUGAAAAGAACGAAUAAAGC
Molecule: messenger RNA, 391 nt
Organism: Ailuropoda melanoleuca (giant panda)
Lineage: Eukaryota; Metazoa; Chordata; Mammalia; Carnivora; Ursidae
Gene: SCGB3A2
Product: secretoglobin family 3A member 2
Exons: 3
Coding region: 1-282 (93 amino acids)
Source: RefSeq, a predicted model, not a curated record